AUGGAGGAUCCCAGCUGGCGACGGAACUGCGAUUUGCUCACAGAUGCGCUCCAGUCACUGGAGCGUAGCACCUUGCAGAUACGGCGCAGCGCCAACAAACUUACGACGCUGCGAGACAUUGCGAGGGAGCGGGAGAGAGUGAAGCAGGUGACAGGCCGCACGAACGCCAAGGAGGUGCACGCCAUACAGGAUGCACUGGGACUCAUGGAGAAGUACAUGCGGCUUAACCCCGCUCAGCUGCGGGGCCAGGGCGUCAAGCUCACCACGGAGGCCAAGGUGGCCCUGGAGAAGUACCAGAAGUCUUGCGACGCAUUCUACAGAAAAUGCAUCAGCGUCGAGGAGUCACUGCGCUCCGGUAGAGGUACCACGCGUGUGAAGAUGCUAUCGGGAACCCCGGCAAGCAGCGAUGCCGAAGACGUGGAUGAAACUAGUGAUUUGCUUCAAAGGGGCGCAGCGGGUACCCUCACCCAGAAGGAAAUGUUUGAACGUGACUUGCACGACGAGAUCAUGGCGGAGCGACGACGUGAAACCUCCGAGAUUGCUGACAACGUGAAGGAUAUCAACGAGAUAUUCAAUCAUAUUCAUCUCAUGGUGGAAGAGCAGGGGGACACUCUGGACAUCAUUGAGGGAAACGUUGGGGUGGCGCAACAGGCUACAAGAAACGCGGCGGACAGCUUGCGGCAGGCCCAGCGGUAUCAGGAGAAUCCGAGACGUAACAAAUUCCUGCUGCUUCUUGUCCUUUUUCUAGCAGUCAUAAUUUUUAUUACAGUGUUAUUUCACUGA
Trypanosoma cruzi is the source of this 783-nucleotide messenger RNA. RefSeq names its product syntaxin, putative. Gene Ontology annotation, molecular function: SNARE binding; SNAP receptor activity. The transcript has a single exon. NCBI's taxonomy places the organism in Eukaryota, Euglenozoa, Kinetoplastea, Trypanosomatida, Trypanosomatidae. The record is from RefSeq and is a predicted model, not a curated record. Bases 1 to 783 code for a protein of 260 amino acids. Gene Ontology annotation, biological process: vesicle-mediated transport; vesicle fusion; intracellular protein transport. Gene Ontology annotation, cellular component: membrane; endomembrane system; SNARE complex.